AUGGCAGCUCUUCGUACAGCUUCGCGCCUCGUUGCGCCCUCCCGAUCUGCCUUGCGCACUUCCAUUGCCGCGAGAUCCUAUGCCACCGUAACCGAGACCCCUACAUUGGACACAUCGGCGAGUCGAGCUCCCGCCGCUCCACCUAAGACGGGCACGGUAGAGGAGCCAAAGCCCGAUAAGGAAGCAAAGAUCAAGACCUUUCACAUCUACAGAUGGAACCCAGACGAGCCGACCUCCAAACCUCGGAUGCAAACGUACACCCUCGAUUUGAACAAGACUGGCCCGAUGAUGUUGGAUGCGUUGAUCAGAAUCAAAAAUGAGGUUGAUCCGACACUCACUUUCCGACGAAGCUGUCGAGAGGGCAUCUGUGGCAGCUGCGCCAUGAACAUUGACGGAGUCAACACACUAGCUUGUCUCUGCCGAAUUCCAACCGACACGUCCAAGGAAUCUCGAAUUUAUCCUUUGCCACACACCUACGUUGUUAAAGAUCUGGUGCCCGAUUUGACCUACUUCUACAAGCAAUAUAAAUCUAUCAAGCCAUUCCUGCAACGAGACACGAAGUCACCAGAUGGCAAGGAAAAUCGACAGUCACCAGCUGAACGGAAGAAAUUGGAUGGUCUCUACGAGUGCAUCUUGUGCGCAUGCUGCUCGACGUCAUGCCCAUCAUAUUGGUGGAACAGUGAUCAAUAUCUCGGACCUGCAAUCCUUCUUCAAUCUUACCGCUGGCUCGCCGACUCUCGCGAUGAGCGAAAGGCAGAAAGAAAGGCAGUUUUGGACAACAGCAUGAGCUUGUACAGAUGUCAUACUAUUUUGAAUUGCACUCGGACAUGUCCUAAGGGUCUUAACCCUGCAAAAGCCAUUGCAGAAAUCAAGAAGAGUCUUUCUUUCUAA
This is a messenger RNA of Rhinocladiella mackenziei CBS 650.93, 891 nucleotides long. Its product is annotated as succinate dehydrogenase [ubiquinone] iron-sulfur subunit, mitochondrial. Gene Ontology annotation, molecular function: 2 iron, 2 sulfur cluster binding; electron transfer activity. Gene Ontology annotation, biological process: aerobic respiration; respiratory electron transport chain; tricarboxylic acid cycle. Gene Ontology annotation, cellular component: mitochondrial membrane. The transcript has 3 exons. The coding region runs from base 1 to 891 and encodes 296 amino acids. Lineage: Eukaryota; Fungi; Ascomycota; Eurotiomycetes; Chaetothyriales; Herpotrichiellaceae. The record is from RefSeq and is a predicted model, not a curated record.